AUGGCUGACAACGGCGGAAUGAACCAUCGUGCCCAUGCUGACCUCCUGCGCCAGGCCAUGCUCCAGAAUUCUUCACGUCGCGACGAUGACGGCCAAGAUCUCAUUGGCUCAAUAAGCACCACCCCGUCAGGCAUCGCCACGCCCCAGCCUGAUCUGUCUGAUAAGCGUUUUCCGGGUAUCACGCACAGCUUCUUUGCACAGGUUCGUGCUACUUCCGAUUCAGCUGCAGAUCUUGAGAACCAGCCAACUUCUUCUACAAUUUCUGAAAGACAUGGGUCUCAGUCACUUCCUCAAUCUGUGCCGGAGGAGGACAAACAAGACUCUGUUUCCUCUUUGUCGGGCUCUGCCGUCAUGCUAGACCAUGGCCACGGCCCGGCACGGAGCGCAAGUCCUGUUGCUGAGCCAAGAUGCGAUUCUUUUGAGGAGUUGAGACAUGCAGACUUUAAUCCUUUGCCUACACCCCCCCAUUCAAGUUCAUCCUUUUGCUCUGUCAUGCAGAAAGAUGGGGAAGAAGCAGAAAAUGGCAAGCCUGAUGGCGGGGUGGUCUCCAUAUACCAGACCCUGAAGAAUUUGAUCCUGCCGAAAACAAGUGUGAAAAAUAGGCGACAUACUUCCCAUCCUGUUUCCAGCAUCACUCAUGAUUCCGUCCAUGCUUCUCACUUUUCCAACCCAUGUCUUCCUGAUCCUUCAACUUCUUUGAAAUCUCCUAAUGAUUCUCAAAAUACGUUCAAAUCUUCUGAAGAACUGAUAAAGCUGACUGACACCUCGGCUGCGAUUUCGCGUUUAAAGAACACGCCACCACUUACCCCGCGAGCGAUGUCGAACGAGCUCCAUCCCGCCGAUAAGAAGGCCUACUCCACCGCCGGCUCGCCCUCUCGUAGCCACCCCGACCCGCGUAUGCGAAACCAUGGCGUCGCGACACCGGCCAGCUCGUCGUCGUCAGGAGGAGCCAUGCCCGAAACCCAAGGUCCGCCCGUCGCCCCGUUGAAAGGGAAACUGAACGUCAAGAUCUCAGACGGCAGAGGUUUACGUCCCAGUUAUGACCCGUACGUUGUUUGUGUUUUUGAAUGGAAUGAAUACAUCUCCAAGGGCGCGCAUGUCGAAGAAUCACAUCACUCCGAGAGCAGACAUAGGAACCACUUCGAUACUCUAGGGCCCGUGCCUAUACAGCGUUCGAACAGCGAUUCUGGACGCGCAAUGGCUAUCCCGAUGAAGAGUCGACAGAGCAGCCAGAAUAGUAUCAUGGAUAGUUUCAAUUAUAGAGCGUCAACCCAGGUCACCGAUCCUCAUUGGAACCACGAGGCCGUUUUUGAUGUUCUUGGUGAUGAUUCCGAAAUCGAUGUCUCUGUCUACGAUCGUUCUAACCAGGAGCAUUUCCUGGGUCAUGUUCGCCUACGACUAAAUUUGAGAGAAGACAAGAAAGCUGUUGUUGGCUGGUUCCCUCUUGAAGCCCGCGCCCCUGGCGAUGGUCAUGUCUCCGGCGAAAUCCACCUCCAGAUGUUUUUCCAGAAGACGGACAAGAAACACUUUGGCCCCAACGACUUCCAGAUCCUGAAGCUCAUCGGCAAAGGCACCUUUGGGCAGGUGUAUCAGGUUCGAAAGAAAGAUACCCAGCGGAUAUACGCGAUGAAAGUUCUUUCGAAGAAGGUCAUCAUCCAGAAGAAAGAGGUUGCGCACACUCUUGGCGAGCGGAACAUCCUUGUCCGUACUGCGACGACUGACUCUCCGUUUAUCGUUGGCCUGAAAUUUUCGUUCCAGACGCCGUCGGAUCUAUACCUGGUUACAGAUUACAUGUCGGGUGGCGAGCUGUUCUGGCACCUGCAGAAGGAGGGCCGGUUCCAGGAAUACCGGGCUAAGUUUUACAUUGCGGAGUUGAUCCUAGCGCUCCAGCACCUCCAUCAGCACGACAUCGUGUACCGCGAUCUGAAGCCGGAGAACAUCUUGCUGGAUGCUAACGGGCACAUUGCGCUCUGCGACUUCGGCCUGUCCAAGGCGAAUUUGACGAAAAACGACACCACCAACACGUUUUGUGGGACCACGGAAUACCUGGCGCCCGAGGUGCUGAUGGACGAGCAGGGGUACACGAAGAUGGUCGACUUCUGGUCUCUGGGCGUUUUAGUGUUCGAGAUGUGCUGCGGGUGGAGCCCGUUCUACGCGGAUGAUACGCAGCAGAUGUACAAGAACAUUGCGUUCGGCAAAGUUCGUUUUCCGCGCGACGCCCUCAGCGCGGAAGGCCGGAACUUCGUCAAGGGCCUGCUUAACCGAAACCCGAAGCACCGCCUUGGCGCCCGGGACGACGCGCGCGAGCUGAUGGCGCAUCCGUUCUUCCACGACGUCGACUGGCACGCCAUGUGCCAGAAGAACGUCAUCCCGCCGUUCAAGCCCAAGCUCAAGUCCGUGUCCGACACAUCGUAUUUCGACCCCGAGUUCACCACCGCGCUGGACCACUCGGCGUCGCUGAACGCCCGUGCUGCUGCUCUGGCCGCUGGCGCCGCCACCGAGUCCACGCCGCUGUCGCCCGCCACCCAGGCCAACUUCAAGGGCUUCACCUUCGUCAACGAGAGCACCAUGGAGCAGCACCUGGGCGACCGCCACGUGGACUACAUGGACGAGGAUUUCCGCGAGGACGACUCGUGGGUCAACCGCGCGCGCCCGGGCGAUCUGGACUACGAGCACCGCAUGAACGCCGCAUCGAAGGCCAGCCACGAUGAGGGCGGGAUUUUUAAUGACGACUACCACUUUGAGAUGUGA
This is a messenger RNA of Ophidiomyces ophidiicola, 2751 nucleotides long. RefSeq names its product Serine/threonine-protein kinase (gene SCH9). Gene Ontology annotation, molecular function: protein serine/threonine kinase activity; ATP binding. The coding region runs from base 1 to 2751 and encodes 916 amino acids. The record is from RefSeq and is a predicted model, not a curated record. The transcript has 3 exons. Gene Ontology annotation, biological process: protein phosphorylation. Lineage: Eukaryota; Fungi; Ascomycota; Eurotiomycetes; Onygenales; Onygenaceae.